AUGGCAGUUGCGCCGGAAUUUGUUGACGCAGAAGAACUAGCGAAACUGAUUAAAGACAAAUCUAAAGUUCCUGGAAAGGACUACGUGGUGAUUGAUGUUAGGGAAGAUGAUUUCGAGGGCGGCAAUAUUCCUGGAUGUGUGAAUGUUCCGUCCAGCGUGUUUGUGGAUAAUUUACACCAAAUGAUAAAGGGGUAUAGUCAAGUCCCACAAAUAAUAUUUCACUGUGCUCUCUCACAAGUACGAGGACCUAAGAGCGCAAGAAUAUACCAGGAAGCGCUAACACUAAACUCGAUAAAAACCAAUCAAAAAAUUCUUAUUUUGUCUGGUGGGUUUGUCGAGUGGCAGAAACGAUAUAAAUCCGACGCGGAACUUGUAGAAAAGUACAACGAAAAGUUUUGGAUGUAUUUCGAGUUUUGA
This is a messenger RNA of Ambispora gerdemannii, 417 nucleotides long. NCBI's taxonomy places the organism in Eukaryota, Fungi, Glomeromycota, Glomeromycetes, Archaeosporales, Ambisporaceae. The record is from the annotation of a GenBank genome assembly.